Molecule: messenger RNA, 1917 nt
Organism: Closterium sp. Naga37s-1
Lineage: Eukaryota; Viridiplantae; Streptophyta; Zygnematophyceae; Desmidiales; Closteriaceae
Source: the annotation of a GenBank genome assembly
AUGGACAUACCGUCGACAACAUGGGAGCCCUCCGUGUUUCGCGCUGCUGAGCUCGCCCCAAUGACGCCGGGCGGAACAGGCCCGCCCACCAGCCCCGCAUUUCCGCCCAAGGCCAAAUUUCGUGGCGGGAAUUCCAACUCGGCGGCGAAGAAUAACCAAGCCCCGCACCUGCAGGCGCCCGGCACCCCCUGCGCGGGGAUGAUCCGCGCGCCUUCUCACCGCUUCCCCGCGUCUUCGACCAUCCACACCGCCGGUACUUACGGCAGCGGCAGGAGCGGAUGGAGCGGUGGAGGUGGCGGAGCGCAACCCGCGGAGUCUAUGAAGCGGAAGCGCCCGCGGUUCGCGGAGGAGCAGCUAGCGCAUUUGGAGGCGCAUUUUGCGGUGGAGCAGGAGCUCACCCCGGCCAGCAAGAAGCAGCUGGCGGCGCGGCUCGGCGUGAAGCCGCGGCAGGUGUGCGUGUGGUUCCAGAAUCGCAAAGUGCGGCAGAGAACGCGGGAGCGCGAGACGGAGCUGGAGGGCAUGCAAGCGGCGUACGCGAAGCUUCAGGCGACGUGCCGCGAGCUGCAAGACGACUACGAGCUCCUGAAAUCGGACUACCAGGAGCUGCUGCUGCAAAACACGCAGCUUUUCGACAUGAUGCAGGAGAUCGAGCAGCAGCUGGGGAACCCGCAGAUCCCACCCGGUGAUCGCCCCGUCACGUCGCGAUUCAAUGACACCACAGCCCCGGACAACCAGCCUGGCGGAUCUGCCCAAUCGGACCGCGGCGGGCAGUCGAACCAAUCUGAGGAGGAAGUGGAAAUUCCGUCUGUCCGGCUCCAGCCCCUUCAUCAGCAACAGAAGCAGCGGCGGCAGGUGCGGCGGGAGGAGAGGCAGCACCUAGCGGCGGCUGCGGCGGCGGCUGAGGCGGCGGGAGAGGCGGAGGAGGAGGAAGAAGACGAGGAGGAUGAGGACGAGGAGGAGGGGGAGGCACAGCCUGGGCCGUGCGCUACGGCCUUCAACAAGCAAGCCGAGCCGCUCCUUGGGAACACGGCGACCUGCUUUCCAAUCCAGGAGUUUUACCCUGCAGCGGCCGGGGAGGUUUCCAGUUUUACCCCCGGCCCACCUUCGGGUAGCCCGUUUCACAUCCACGCCAAGAAUCAAGCCAAUCCGGUCAAGCCCCCUUCGUACCAGAGCAACUCGCCCGAUUCGUCCUUGGAUGAGAUCGGCGGCGCGCCGUUCGCGCUUCCCCCUCCCGCCUUCCCCAUGGGCGUUGCGCCAACCUCAGCACCCCCCGUGCUCUUUGAGCCCCUCACAGCUUUCGCCAACCCUGGUAACCGCGUGGGGGAAUCCGAGCAUUUCGUCGCUCCCUCCAACCAGCAGCAGGGUCCCGAUCUCUACGACCUCUACUCCCAAGCUCCCGCUAGCGGCGGCGGCGGCGGCGCCGAAUUUUUGGAUGGCUGGAUGGACGGCGACGCGACGGCGAUGCAGCAAUCUGCUGGCUUACCGUUCGGCCUGACGGCAAAGGCUCCGGCGGAAGCGGAGGCGGAAGACGGGGAGAGUGAUUCUGAGGCUGCAAGGAGAACAACAGUGCAUGGCGGGAGGAAUGCUGCGUUCGCUUCUCCUAGCGGCGAGCUCGUCGAGAAUGGCUUACCUCUUGACGUGUUCUCCUCGUGGAAUGAGGGGCUGCCUCAGGCGUGUAUGGAAGGCGCGGGAGAGGCGGAACAGCGAUGCGCGGGUGGGGAAUUCGCGGGCGCAAGGGAGGAUACGAGCGGAAGCAUGAGGGGGAAUCAGGAACCGUUCGAUCUUCUGGGAAGCAUGGAGGGCGCAAUGGGAGGGAUGGGGUGUGCCGAGGAUGGCGACGCGAGCGGUGGUGUUGCUGCUGCGGACGACAUGGCUAGCAUGUGCGGGUUCGACAUGCAGGCUUAUGCGACUUUCUGA